AUGGGCCUCGCAGAACAGUUAGAGAAAGCAGAGGGAAGACAAGGUGAUAAUUUCGCUAGAUAUGCUGCUUUGGUACAAAGGCGAAGAAUCCCCAGUCUUACCGUAUAUCAGGUUACACUGGUCGUAACUUGGUUGGUGAUGCUCAUCAAUAAUCCAACACAGGUUGGGUGGUUCCUUCUACAUCCCACCCUUGAAUCACUGGCAAUGUUAUUCUUCACAUAUGCAGGCAUCUUGACCCUGCAGCCAACUUCACAGCCCAGAACCAAAGCCGCGGGCCUCUCUCGUCAUCAAUCUGCGAUUCUUUUCAUGGCCUUUCCCGCAUUAUUGAUAGGAGUUUGUGCCAUUGUCAUGAACAAAAUUGAAUUAGGCAAAUCUCAUUUCAGAAGUUGGCAUUCAGUUUUGGGAAUCAUUGCCACAGGUUGGAUCGUCAUUCAAAUCUUGAUAGGUGGUGGGAGCAUUUGGUUCGGCGGAAAGGCCUUCGGUGGAGGUAUGAAAGCAAAAUCUGUUUGGAAAUACCACCGGCUUUCAGGGUAUAUCCUUUUCCCAUUACUAUUAAUCACAGUUGAUCUGGGUGGGGCAUUAUCUCACUGGGGCGAAAAGAACGUUCCACUUCCUAUUCGUCUGGUGGCCUAUGUUUUUGCCCCGUUGGUGUGUCUUGUCGCGAUUCUAUCACGAAUGAGGUAA
Messenger RNA from Lentinula edodes (shiitake mushroom), 684 nucleotides. RefSeq lists its product as uncharacterized. The record is from RefSeq and is a predicted model, not a curated record. Gene Ontology annotation, molecular function: transmembrane monodehydroascorbate reductase activity. The transcript is spliced from 5 exons. The coding region runs from base 1 to 684 and encodes 227 amino acids. NCBI's taxonomy places the organism in Eukaryota, Fungi, Basidiomycota, Agaricomycetes, Agaricales, Omphalotaceae.